CGCACGCGCAACAGGACGCACCGGAUUAUUCUAGUGGAGGACAAACUUCCACUUCUGCUGCGGUGUCUGAACGAUCUGGAACCACCGAAGGACCUGUCUACUAAAGGAAUAGUCUGUGAAAGACAUGAAAGCGUGGAGAGUUCGGUUUCUUUACUUUGUGGUCUUGAGUGCAUGUGUGCAGUAUGUGACGUCCCUGGAAGAGGAGCUCUCCGAUUCUAUAUUUGGUAACUUUCUGGACCCUGUGAAAGACUUGUUUGACCAUAAAGAGGACAAUAAUGGAACCGUUGCCAAAUUCUCACUCCGUAAACCCGCUCAUCCUGACGACGACCUGUGCUACAUCGUUCCUGGAAAACCUGAAUCUUUAGCACUUUGCACCUUUAACAGCACCUCCAAAACUUUCUUAGUCAUCCAUGGCUGGACGCUCAGUGGAAUGUUUGAAAGCUGGGUAUCUAAACUGGUAUCAGCACUUUAUGAGAGAGAGCAGACGGCCAACGUCAUAGUGGUGGACUGGCUCAACUCGGCCCAGAACCACUAUGUGGUGGCAGCUCAGAAAACCAAAGCAGUGGGACAGGAGAUUGCUCGCUUUAUCGACUGGAUUGAGGAAACCACCAACAUUCCUCUUGAAAACAUCCAUCUGAUUGGCUACAGCCUUGGCGCUCAUGUGGCAGGAUUUGCUGGCAGCCAUGCAACCAAUAAAGUUGGACGAAUUACUGGUCUGGACCCGGCUGGUCCUGACUUUGAGGGUGAGCAUGCACAUAGGCGCCUCUCGCCAGACGAUGCUCACUUUGUAGACGUCCUCCAUACCUUUACACGGGGCUCUUUGGGUCUGAGCAUCGGGAUCCAGCAGCCUGUGGGCCAUGUAGAUAUUUACCCAAACGGUGGCAGAUUUCAGCCGGGCUGUAACCUCAGAGGAGCCCUGGAGAAGAUCGCUAACUUUGGAAUAUUUGCCAUUACAGAUGCAGUGAAAUGUGAACAUGAGCGCUCCAUCCACCUGUUCAUAGACUCCCUGCUAAAUGAAAAGGAUGCAGCCAAGGCUUAUCGAUGUGGCAGCAAUGAUGCGUUUGACCGCGGCAUGUGCCUCAGCUGCCGCAAAAGCCGCUGCAACACGGUCGGCUAUGACAUCAGCAAGGUCCGCAGGGCACGCAACGUUCAGAUGUACACCAAGACCAGAGCCAUCAUGCCUUUCAGAGUUUACCACUAUCAGCUGAAGAUUCACUUCUCCAGUAAGGUGAACCAGUCAGAGAUGGAGCCUUCACUCACUGUCUCACUUUAUGGAACCAACGGAGAGGCUGAAAACCUGGAGCUUAAACUGAAGGAGAAAAUAGCAACAAAUAAGACACAUUCAUUCCUGCUGGUGACAGAGAAAGACAUUGGAGAUCUGUUGAUGUUGAAGUUUAAGUGGGAGCAGACAAACGGUUGGUCAGCUGCCAACAUGUUGAAGAUGGUAUCUUCUUGGUGGUCUGGGGACCAGGAGGGCAGCGGCAUGGAGGUUCACAAAAUUCGAAUCCGGGCUGGGGAGUCCCAGCAAAAGGUGGUCUUCUGUUUAAAAGACCCAGAAACAAAGGACUUAACACAGGAGGUCACAUUUGUCAAAUGUAAGGAUGCUUGGAGGACGACCCCAAAAAGAACUCCAAAAAGAAUAAACCUGGACAACCAGAGAUCCUGAAGAAGCCUGUGUGCAAGCCUUUGACCUAUUUCAGCACUUAGUAAAUAAUUUAUACACAUGUAACUUAUUUUAUUUCUCAAAUUAUACAAAAACCGUACUGCCUUGUACAAUACAGUAGUAAGUCUGUUCUAUUUAAAACAAACACAUAGGUGAAUACUGUAUCAUAUUUUUGUAUAAAAGUGUUUUAUAAUAUGUUACUAAAAGUUCCUUUGUACUAAAAGUAAAUAACAUCGUCAUUGAGGUCUUUGUCGAUGGCCGGAUGUAGUGUCAUAAUUCUGGAGGUGCUAUUGUUCUAUUGUGUAAAAUACCUCGAGUUAAAUGUUCAGUGUGUGAUAUUCAGUGAUAUCUAGUGGUGAAUGUAACUCACUGAUCACCUUCUCAUCCUCACCUACAGUGGACACGAAAAAGCAUUGAAGUUUAUUUAGUUGAGAGGAUAUGAACUCUGGUCCAGACUCAAACAUAGUGGGUGACCAUAAUGCACCUUAACUCUGGAUGCCGCCCACGAUUAAACUGAAAAAUGAAGAAUUUCUCCCUAUUCUCUCUAAACAGCAUAAUGCUUGUUCUGUGUGAUUAUGCACUAAAAUAUUAGUGUUAUAUUCCAUUUCUGCAGUUAUAUCCUCUUAAUAUUGUACACACUGGACUAUUAAUUUUCAUAUUUACGGAAACCACUGUGAAAAAAGGUUUUGUGUUGUCCAUGGAUUUCUGCAGACUGUUGCUACUUCUCAAAGAGAAAAUGAACCUGACUUUAAGGUGAUUUUUUUAAGGUGUUUUAUGCAAUAGGGUACAAUUCAUGAUGUGUGUAUGAUAUAACUAAUGCAUAACCUAACAGAGCAUUCACCACUGUGGCUCUCAGCACUAUAUGUGACUGUGGGACAUAAAUCAGUGUGCCUUACAGUAAACAGUCACCAGACGUAAGCUGUUGCAAGUUAAACUUGUCUUGAUGAAGCUCUUUGUUCCAGUUUAUUUGACUUGAAUGUUCUAUUUUUUCAAACUGUUAUACAGACUUUUAUACUGAUUAGCUCUAAGAUGCAUAUUUUUCAAGAAACUUUUUACUGAACCAUCUAAAAGUGCAAAAGGUGUCUGGGUAAGGAGCUCAGUGAAACAUUUACAAAAUGUCCCACAGUUUGUCUGCAGUGGUUCUACGAAUGUGACUAAAUGUGAUACUGACUGUGAGGUUGAAACUACAUUUGACAUAAAUAUGGACAACGUCCUGUCUUGUCUAUGAUCAGAUUUGUGUGGCUCCAAUUACUUUGUUACAUAUGACUUCUCUAACGUAACUAGUGCUCUUCUGUUUCUAAUUACAUUUCCAGUUCUUGGUUCUUUUAGAGAUCGGUACUGUAAUCAUUGUGACUUCAUUUCCACCAUCUUUGGACAGUGGGAAUCUUUUACUUUUGCACUGAAAACAGACAAAGACAUUGCUAAAGCAGGUUACAUGUACAGUACUUUGGCUGUAAAUACCAUAAUGCACAUAGAUUUUCUAGUAUGGUACACUAAUAGUAGCUCUACAUUUAUUACCUUUGGAUAAAUGUAAUCUGUAAAUCAUGUAUUUCUUAUGAUCCUUUGUAUAUAUUUGUAAAUAAUGCAACUGUAUUGUGUAAAUUCUUGAAUAAAUAAACCAAAUCUGCCAUCUGAGAGGUCA
Molecule: messenger RNA, 3305 nt
Organism: Sphaeramia orbicularis (orbiculate cardinalfish)
Lineage: Eukaryota; Metazoa; Chordata; Actinopteri; Kurtiformes; Apogonidae
Gene: lpl2a
Product: lipoprotein lipase 2 a
Exons: 10
Coding region: 125-1666 (513 amino acids)
Biological process (GO): lipid catabolic process; very-low-density lipoprotein particle remodeling
Molecular function (GO): apolipoprotein binding; lipoprotein lipase activity
Source: RefSeq, a predicted model, not a curated record